This is a messenger RNA of Leptopilina heterotoma, 822 nucleotides long. It is a transcript of the gene sNPF, whose product is annotated as short neuropeptide F. NCBI's taxonomy places the organism in Eukaryota, Metazoa, Arthropoda, Insecta, Hymenoptera, Figitidae. Bases 163 to 489 code for a protein of 108 amino acids. The transcript has 4 exons. The record is from RefSeq and is a predicted model, not a curated record.
CAUAUAUAUAUGAAGCGACGUUAGCCGAUGCCGCACUUUGCAUCAUUACCACGCUAGUAACUUGAACGCUUCUUCCGGUGCAAUAUUCCAGCAAUAUCGUCUAAUUAAUUCAACAUUUUCUACCCAAAAAAAAAGAUUCACCGACUUUUAUCACCUGAAAUAAUGAACACAAUGACUUUCAAUAAUCGAUUUAUGGGGAUCUUAACUUGCUUCAUAGCUGUUAUUUGCAUUGCUGCAGCAACUGAAACAUAUCCGGAUUAUGCAGACGAAAUGGCCGAUAGAAUACCAGAAAAUAUUCUUCCUGAAUUAUACAGACGUCUAAUGGAACGUAAAGUAUGGGACAAUGAAUAUGGGAUACCAAUGGAACAUUUAAUGAUUCGAAAAUCCCAACGGUCGCCCUCUUUGCGCCUUCGAUUUGGACGUGCCCUUCCCCCUAUUCCAACGGGAGCACUUCCAAGAUCAAAUCCAGAGUCAGUUCAAGAUAACUAAUUAAAUGCCAUUUUUAAUUAGUUUUCAUACUCAGCAAAAAAUCUUUCGUUGCAUACUUUGUAAGCAUCAUUUCACUUUUUAAUUCCUUUACCUAUGUCUUUUGCUCAAUACUUUUUAUUUAUUUUCUGGAAGGGUAUUUUUGUCCUUUCUCAAAAAAAAGAAAAGCAAACAAUUUCGCUUUUUUGAAAAAAUAUUUCUCUCCAUUUGAAAAAAUUCAAUUUCACUCUAAAUGAAAUAAAGUUUUCAGCAAAAAAUUUAUGCGAAUAAAAAAAUUAUUCACUUUCGCAAAUUUUUAACUACUAAAUUUACUCACAAUUUUAAGAUAAUUAGUAA